AUGGAAAACCAAAAAUACUGUCCUCCGCCCGGCUUCUCGCUUCCACCACCGACCAAUUUGGGACCUUUGCCUCAAAUCUCCGAUUUUGAAGCCACCCUCAGAUCGUACCUAUGGUUCAACAAAACUACAGUCGCCAUCAAAGCCUCGGUCGGAGGAAACUUCGUCUACCAAUAUGCGCACCACGCUGGGAGGGAGGGCACUGGAAAUCUGUACGACACCAAGAUCCGGAUAGCGAGCGUGACGAAGGUUUUCACUGUGCUCGCAGUAUUGCUUUCGAGGGACCAAAUCGGAUGGGAAGACCCCAUCACGAAGUUCGUACCGGGCUUAAAAGCAAAACCAUAUGCCGAGGUGACCAUUGGCGCGCUGGCAGGACAAACCAGUGGAUUGGGUAGAUUCGGCUACGUGGGCGACCUUGCGCUCAUCCCAGGAUUCUCCCCUGCACAAAUCGGCCUACCAAAUGUCACUCACAAACUCCCCGGCUGCGACGUUUAUCCCGGAGGCAGGGUUGGUUCCAGAUCCGAAGUGCUCGACAUGUUCAACGACGCAGCGUACCUUCCCACAUCACUGAAUUCUGGACCGCUCUACUCCAACAUCGCAUUCAACCUCCUCGGCAUGGCGCUCGAGCACGUCCACUCGAAGUGCUUCGAGCAGGUCAUCCAAGACCUCAUCUUCGACCCGAUCGGUAUGAAGAACUCCUCUUUCGCAACGCCAACUAAAGCCGAGGGCAUCCUUCCUCAACCUGGAGAAAGAUGGUUCGCCGCGCCCUUCGCCAACUUCAAUCCCUCAGGCGGCAUCUGGAGCACACCCAACGACAUGCUCUCCUUCCUCGAGGCGCUCCAAUCCCACAAACUGCUCUCCGCAGCUCAGACGCGUAAAUGGCUUCAACCGUCGUCGCUGCUGCCGUCUCUCUACCAGCUUGUCGGUGCACCGUGGGAGAUCUUCCGCCCGACAGAUAUCGAUGUGACGGUCCCUCGUCCGAUAGACUUGUACACGAAAGCUGGGGGCGUCGCGGGAUAUUCAUGCUAUGCGGUGCUCGUCCCGGAGUAUAACAUUACGUUGACGAUUCAUGCAGCUGGGGACGAAGCCACACGCGCGGUGCAGGAUUUACUGCCUUUGGUGGCGAAGCCGCUGAUUGCGCAUGCGGAUGGAGAAGUGCGCGCGCAGGCGGGCCGGAAGUAUGCAGGUACAUACAUUUCGCGCAAUGGUGAGAAACGCAUGACCUUGGUGGUUGACGAUGGGCCUGGUCUGCGGGUAGAGUCGCCCGUCAUGAAUGGUGUUGCUAUUCUACCGACUUUGGCGAGAAUGCAAGGCUUGGAUACGGAGGGGGCGAGCGCGAGGUUGUAUCCCGCGAACGUAGGCUCGGAAUCGAGUGAGAAGGAGUCUUGGACCAUGAUGCUGGAUAGAGUGAAGGAGGGUCCGGCACGAGGGUUCGCAGAGCAGGAAUGCGGGAGCUGGAAUUGGGGUGAUGCGGCGAGGUAUGCAGGGCACCCGUUGGACAGGGUAGUGUUUCACGUGCGGGAGGGAAGAGCUUCUGGGCUUGAAAUGGUGGCAUGGGGGACAGCGUCCGACGACAUUCUGCAUAAGGUCUGA
Didymosphaeria variabile is the source of this 1590-nucleotide messenger RNA. RefSeq lists its product as uncharacterized. NCBI's taxonomy places the organism in Eukaryota, Fungi, Ascomycota, Dothideomycetes, Pleosporales, Didymosphaeriaceae. The record is from RefSeq and is a predicted model, not a curated record. The coding region runs from base 1 to 1590 and encodes 529 amino acids. The transcript is spliced from 2 exons.